AUGGAAAUAAUGAGGCGCGGCCGAGUUAUCCUGCAGAGGAGAGCCCUCCCCCACGGGUCUUCAACUUCAAUCGGCGGGGCUUCCCGGGCCCAUCCUCCGCCCCGACCUGCUCGGCGAGGGUCUUCUGUUGUCCUCCCUGCUCCCUUGGCUUGCCCCACUCGCCUACGCACUGCACGUCCCCCUCGGCCAGCCGCUCCUGCUCGCCCCCGAGCUACUCGUCCACCUCGGCCGGCCGCCCCUGCUUGCCCCCGGGUUGCUCGUCCACCUAAGCCUACUGCCUUGACACUUCUCCACACGGUUAGUUCCCCUAGAGCCACUUAUAUCCCUGGUCGGGGUCUCGGUGAAAGACUUAUGGGCCUUGGUGGAGGAACAGGCAACAUUUCCUUCGCCAGCCCCGCUUUCAGAGAGGCUUCUCAAGCUGCCCGUCGGGCCCGUGCCAUAAAUGAACGCCUGAGCCAGGAUACCCCUUCUCCCUCUAGACGCAGGGCUCGGUCGCCCUCAGAUGACCAGCCGCUGGCUCAGAGAUGUCGGCGCCGAGCCCCUCGUCCAGUGUCCGACUCAGGCCCGUCGUCUACCCCUUCUCCUCCUCCAAAUGUAGCUGCCUCUCAUCCGCCUCCGAUCCCCAGCCCUGUAAAUAAUCCCCCUAUUUCGUCUGAUACCCAGGUUGAACCCCAACUGGCUCCUCCUUUCACAUUGCAGCAAACUCAGGGCGAUGAAGCUGGCCCCUCUGCUCCUCCUAGCUCAACCGCGGGUCCCUCAGACCCAUCCCAGCUUACUUAUCACAGUUAUUGUACUAGUAUCCCUUCUGAGGGGAGGUUACGGUCCCGAACAGACGUUCCCACCAGCUACCUCAAUAUGAAAGGUCGUCUGACCUCUGUAUGGGAAGAAAGCAUGCAGCAUAUGGACUCUUUGCCUCCCCCGGCCCAGAUGGACAAAUUCGCAUAG
Messenger RNA from Zingiber officinale, 945 nucleotides. RefSeq names its product predicted GPI-anchored protein 58. Bases 1 to 945 code for a protein of 314 amino acids. The transcript has a single exon. The record is from RefSeq and is a predicted model, not a curated record. NCBI's taxonomy places the organism in Eukaryota, Viridiplantae, Streptophyta, Magnoliopsida, Zingiberales, Zingiberaceae.